AUGGCGCGCAUCGCUCGGCAGAGAUCUGAGAUGCUCGGACCGGCACAGAAUCGUCACUGGUCUCCCGUCAGACAGCGCCGGUCUCCCCGACUCCGUCCAACUCCGCCCGUCGACUCCGACCAACUCGCCCCCGACUCCCUCCUGCUCCUCUUCGACGACAACGUGCCCUCGUCCCAGUCCGCCUGCCCCCGACGCCUCCUCCGCCCCUCUUGCUCGGCCGCUGCCGCCGAACGCUCUCGUCGCCCGUCCCCCACGGCGCCGCUCCACCGUUUCUACUAA
This is a messenger RNA of Sparassis crispa, 279 nucleotides long. RefSeq lists its product as hypothetical. Lineage: Eukaryota; Fungi; Basidiomycota; Agaricomycetes; Polyporales; Sparassidaceae. The transcript has a single exon. Bases 1 to 279 code for a protein of 92 amino acids. The record is from RefSeq and is a predicted model, not a curated record.